Molecule: messenger RNA, 2783 nt
Organism: Strongylocentrotus purpuratus (purple sea urchin)
Lineage: Eukaryota; Metazoa; Echinodermata; Echinoidea; Camarodonta; Strongylocentrotidae
Product: ribonuclease H1
Exons: 6
Coding region: 111-1013 (300 amino acids)
Biological process (GO): DNA replication, removal of RNA primer
Molecular function (GO): magnesium ion binding; nucleic acid binding; RNA-DNA hybrid ribonuclease activity
Source: RefSeq, a predicted model, not a curated record
CAAAAAGUUGCCGAACUAGAUGUAACAAUUGUUUUGAUCGUCAGUCGGGAUUUAAUUUCGAGUAGUAAAUAUUUUAAAUUACAAUGAAUCAAGUAACCUAAUUAAUAUUCAUGAUCCGCAAGGUGCUUUCACUGACAUGCCUUCACGCUAAAAGCAUGGGACGUUUUUUCUAUGCCGUAGGAAGAGGCAAACAGACGGGAGUCUUUCCAACAUGGGGUGAGUGUGAACUUCAAGUCAAAGGGUUUCCUGGGGCCAAGUUCAAGAAAUUUGGGACGGAAGCGGAGGCUUGGGACUUUGUGGAAGCAACAAAUGACUGCAGCUCUGCACCAAAAUCAUGCAGCUCUGCACCAAAAUCAUGCAGCUCUGCACCACAACCAUGGAGCUCUUUUCUGGCAAAAGGUGUCUCUUCAACUGCUUCUAGUUCCAAACGGUCUUACUCCGCUGCGCCUCUUAAGCGUUUGUAUUCAACAGACUCGGUAGACCCAUCACUUAAAAAGAAACGACGCACUGCAUCAGCCUCAACAGCACCAUCAACUUCUGGAUACUCUAGUGACAAUCUGGUAGUGUAUACAGAUGGAGCGUGCAGUCAUAAUGGAUUCAGUGGAGCCAAGGCAGGAUUAGGGGUUUACUGGGGUGAUAAUCAUCCACUCAAUACCAGUGCUAGAUUAGAAGGAAAACAGACCAAUCAGAGAGCAGAGCUUACAGCAGCCUUGAGAGCACUAGAACAGAUCAAUGAACAUCAUAAAAGAAGGACAGUGACAUUAUACACAGACAGCAAAUACACAAUCAAUUGUGUUACAGAUUGGAUUCACCGAUGGAAAAAGAAUGGCUGGAAGACGGCACAGAAGACUGAUGUCAUUAAUAAAGAUGAUCUGGUCAAAUUAGAUAAACUCAACAGAGAACUCGAUGUCAAAUGGGAAUAUGUCCCAGGUCACAAGAACGUGUAUGGAAACGAGAAAGCAGACAAACUGGCCAGAGAGGGCGCUGCACAACCCUUGCUGGGAAACUCAUGAUGAUAUAAGAUAACUCAAAAGAAAAUAUAUUUGAUGAUCAGGAUAUCUAAAGAUUAUUUAUUUUGCGUUACUGUUCUUUCAACUUAGUAGAGUAUUAAACAUGAAUUGUGAUGUAAUACUCAAAAGAGAGGUUCGAAAUGCAGUAUUUGAGUUGAAGAAAUGAAUCCUAAUGGGAAAAUGUGUCAAGACUUUAUUUUCAAUGAAAGUUAGUUUUUAAAACAAUUUCGCUACCAAGAAGCAUGAAAAAUGGGCUUUACUUCGAGAAAAAAAAUCCACAAAAAUGACCCUUUAAAAUGGGUAGGGGUUUUGAGGCUUCAGCACCUCCGAGCUGUGAAUGUAAAUCUCUAUGUUUAUACACAGUUCAUGCAUUCUGCUCAUUGCUUUUGUCUUUACAAACGAUUUUGGUGACUUGGUUUUCAUUUAGAUUAAUAAAAGCCAGUAAAACAUCAACAUCAAAAGCAGCUAAGAGAGCCCUGUAAAUUCCUUGACCAGUUUGAUGAACUGAAACUUGCCUUAAUUUGCCAUUUUGUUAGCUCUUCUUUUCUUUUCUUUUUCUCGACAGCAAAACAACAUUUUAAUGAGAAGAGUUUUGAGCAUCAUUAUUCACUCGACAUACGUAGAUAUAUUAAAUAAACUGGAAAAAAAUUGUAGAAUGCAAGCAGUUUGGAUUUGCACGAUAUGUUUUUGUUAGCUCUUCUUGUAAAUGCUAUAUGUUUUAUGUUUGUUUUGCCUUUAAAUACUUAAAGGGGAAGUCCAACCUGAUAUUAAGAUGGUUUAAAUAAAAAGCAGAAAAAUGAGAGAAAUGAUUUUAAUAGUGAAAGUAUAAGCCACAUCCCAUUAAAAAUAGGAAAGUUAUGAACUUUCAAAGUCGUCAGCAGUGAAAAACAAAUUGGCAACAUUUUUUAUUGAAACUUUUCUCUAGAAAAAUUAUACAUUUGUUGGGGGGUACAGAGGUUAAAUGGGAGGGUACCUUGCAAGAGAAGUCACAGAGUUUCCAAUUUGUGUUGGAUUGAUUGAACCUUUAAAAUUGAUGACUUUAUUUUAAAUCUUUUCUUUUGCCUUUUCUGCUUCUAUUAAAACCAACUUAAUACAUGUAUUAGGGUAAACUCCCUCUUUAAUUAUAAUCCUUUUGUCAGAAUGUCAUUGAAAACAAGAAUUGAAUUGAAUGAUAUAAUCUUGAAAGUACACCUAGCUCCUCUGCCCCCCCCCCCCCCCCCCCCCCCCCCUACCAAAAAAAGGGGUGUGGUCACAUGUUUCAGCUCUUGGUUGAAGGAUUUUAUUCAGAUGAUGAGAAAAAAUAUCUUUUCAAUUUUCAUAGAUUACGAUUAACUCAAUAGCUGUAUUUUUUCUCUGAAAUAUCCAUGUACUUCAACAUUUACGUUCAUGUGAAUUCAAGGACCAUAAUUACCUUGUAAUUUUGAUAUACUGUGCUUUAUGUUGUUCAUGAAAUUAUUUGUUUGUUGAAAGUUUUAAAUAAGAGAUAAAUGUCAAAUUGCCAAAUUGGGACAAUUCAUUAUGUUGAGGGGACAAAAAUACAUCAAGUUUGUGUAACUCUAGAAUGAUAGCUACUAUUAAAUAUGUACCAUGAAUGUUCUUGGGUUGACAACAGAUUUACUAGUUUGUUGGUGUUUUUUUUAAACCUUUUUUUAGUAUGUCACAACAAUUAACCCAAUCUCAUGGAAUGACCUAAAUGAAUAAGCCUCUUUUAUGUUUGUAUCACAUGUUCUUUAUCAGUUACAAAGAGACAAUAAAGAGAAAAAUAUCCAUGUA